Messenger RNA from Solanum dulcamara, 2740 nucleotides. Its product is annotated as auxin response factor 9-like. Gene Ontology annotation, cellular component: nucleus. Bases 355 to 2412 code for a protein of 685 amino acids. Gene Ontology annotation, biological process: response to hormone; regulation of DNA-templated transcription. The transcript is spliced from 15 exons. Gene Ontology annotation, molecular function: protein binding; DNA binding. The record is from RefSeq and is a predicted model, not a curated record. Lineage: Eukaryota; Viridiplantae; Streptophyta; Magnoliopsida; Solanales; Solanaceae.
CAGCGGAAAAAAAAGCAGCUCUGUUUUGAACGGCCGGUUACUAUAACCGAUCACCGGCAGCUUCCGUUACCGGCGGAAGAAUUAGAAAAGUUUUCAGCUUUAAGUCGUCCGUUUUAAAGGGUUUCCAAAUAUGCAAUUAAUUUUUAUUUUUUUAACUCUAUUUAUUGUUAAUAAGAAAUUUAUUCUUGUGUAAAUGCAAGAUUUAGAGUUCCUAAUUCUGAAAUUGUAUCUAAUAUUCAUUUGCGACAAAGAUACAAACUUUUUAGCCAAAAAUAAUUGCUACCCAUGUAGAGAAAUGCAGUUAAUUUAGCCUACAAAAAGCUUAAGAAUUUUUUUAUAAAGAAUUCCAUUUUAAUGGCGACUAAAGGGUAUUUUAUGUCAAACCAGAUGCAUCAGCAACACAAUUUCUCAGCUGAAGUUUCAGGUGAAGAUGAAUUGUACCCAGAGUUAUGGAGAUUGUGUGCAGGUCCAUUAGUGAAUGUUCCAAAAAAUGAAGAAAGGGUUUAUUAUUUCCCACAAGGUCACAUGGAACAAUUGGAGGCAUCAACGAAUCAGGAGCUGAAUCAGAGAAUACCAAUGUUCAAUCUGCAAUCGAAAAUCCUUUGCCGCGUUCUUCACACUCAACUUCUGGCUGAGCAAGAUACUGAUGAGGUUUAUGCCCAGAUUACUUUGUUGCCAGAAGCAGAUCAAGUUGAGCCAACUAGUCCAGAUCCAUCCCCUCCUGAGCCUCCGAGGCCCAAAGUUCAUUUCUUCUACAAGGUUCUAACUGCAUCCGAUACGAGCACUCAUGGUGGAUUUUCCAUUCUCAGGAAACAUGCUAAUGAAUGCCUGCCUCCCCUGGACAUGACGCAACAGAUUCCAGCACAGGCUUUGGUUGCCAAGGACCUUCAUGGUUUCGAGUGGCACUUUAAACAUAUAUUUAGAGGCCAACCCCGGAGGCAUUUGCUUACCACAGGGUGGAGUACCUUUGUUUCCUCAAAGAGAUUAGUUGCAGGGGAUUCUUUUGUAUUCUUGAGGAGUAAAGAAGGUGAAGUUCGAAUAGGGAUUAGAAGGCUUGUUCGCCAACCGAGCUCAAUGCCACAAUCAGUGAUUUCAAGUCAGAGCAUGCACCUAGGAGUGUUAGCUACUGCAUCUCACGCUGUUGCGACCCAGACCAUGUUUGUCGUUUAUUACAAACCGAGAACAAGUCAGUUUAUCGUAGGCCUAAACAAAUAUCUUGAGGCUGUUAAUCAUCAGUAUUCAGUUGGCAUGAGAUUCAAGAUGCAUUUUGAAGGGGAAGAGAGCCCUGAAAAAAGAUUUACAGGCACCAUAGUAGGAGUUGAAGAUAGUUCUUCGCAGUGGAAAGAUUCUAAAUGGCGAUCAUUGAAGGUUCAAUGGGAUGAAUCUGCAUCUGUUUCAAGACCUGACAGGGUUUCUCCUUGGGACAUCGAACCAUUUGUGGCAUCAGUCACUACUCCUCUCAUUCAGCCAAUGGGAGUGAAGAAUAAAAGGCAUCGAGCACAUAACGAACCCAAAGCUUCAGAACCUGCUCCCGCAGCUGCACAAGCCGUUUGGAUUCCUUCACCGCAAUUUAACCUUGUUGUUGAAGGACAAAGUGGUGAUAAUCCAUUUUCCUUGCAUACUUCACAAUCAAAUACAACUACCACUAACAGUACUUUUAAGGCUCGUGUAGAUGGAAUUUGGUCAGCUUCUAAAGUGAAUGCUUCUUUGAAUAUGCUUUUGGAUGAGACAGAAGCCAGUAAAAGUGCUUCAUCUCGGCCUGCUUUUCCAAGCUUUGCGUCCUCACAAUUCAGAAAGCAGAAUGAUCUCCUGCUUCCUAGUCUAGACGAUGAGAGAAAAUGUGAUACAAUUACAUCCUGUAGAUUGUUUGGUAUUGACUUGAAAUGUCCCUCAUUCGGUUCAGUUAUGGAGUGCCCGCCUCUAAAACCAGCCAACAAUUCCGAUGGCUCUGCUGAAGGGUGCUCUGGAAACAAGACUUCUGCUGGUGAUUCAGAAGACAGCUCUGGCCUUUCAAGAGAUUCCGAAGAUCAGAAACAAGAGCAGUUGAAUCCGCCACCAAAGGAAUUUCACAUCAAGCAGAUUUCUUCCACCAGAAGUCGCACCAAGGUUCAAAUGCAAGGAAUAGCUGUGGGACGUGCUGUGGAUUUAACAAAACUGAGUGGAUACGAUGAGCUCAUAAAAGAACUCGAAGAGAUGUUCGAUAUCCAGGAAGAGCUCCACACACGAAAUAAAUGGGAGAUUGUUUUUACAGAUGAUGAAGGUGAUAUGAUGCUUAUGGGCGAUCAUCCUUGGCCAGAGUUCUGCAACGUUGCGAAGAGGAUCUUCAUUUGUUCUAGUCAAGACAUGAAAAGUUUCAAUGCAGGAAUCAAAUCGCCGUCUUGUUUAGAAAAUGAAACAACUGUUUCAACAUGAAAAUUUGGAAGAGAAUAAAGGUAUCUGCAAUCUUCAAUAAUAAUGCUUAGAGGACGAGACUCUAUGUCGUCUUGUUGGAUAAGCUUGACAACAAGCAUAGAGUUGAAUCUUUCUGCAUCAAUUUAGUGAAGGAGUUAGUAUUAGAAGCUUGUGUAUGUGUAAUUAAUGAUUCUGGUGGAAGUUUGAUUGUUGUAUCUCUUUAGCUGUAAUUAUUCAAGUGGGGUUGUGCAACAGGAAAAACUUACUUACACUGAGUGUUUGUGUAAAAUCAAUAAGUAUAUGCGACGUAUAUUCUAUAUAUACGUGUUUAUCGCUUAAAUUUGGUUGA